AUGGAACAAUACAUGAGAAAUGUCAUGCUACUUUGGGGCUUUCGAAAGUGUGCGUUACGUUCCUUGAAGACCCAACUGACAUAUUCUACAGUAUCGCAUAUUGUUCUUGAACUUCGAAUCAUCAGAGUGAUAAACUUAUCCUGUGCAAAAAUGUGGUAUAUAAUCAUUGCAUUGCUUAUCCCAUUGCAUUUUCACCAAUCUUCUGGUUAUGUCAUCGAAGGAACGGUUGUUGUCCCAGCAGAAGCUCCAUCGGAUUGGCAUAUAAAUACAAGAAUUAAUGUCGCCGGGGAUCAGUAUGUUGGUUUUGUCAGGUCGGACGGGAGUUUCGAAGUGACAAAUAUUCCUUCUGGUUCAUAUAUCAUUGAAGCGAUAAAUCCAGUCUAUUAUUUCCAGGGUGUCCGUGUUGAUAUCAGUUCUAAAGGUCGUAUUAGAGCACGCCAGUUGAAUGCUCCACAACCGAAUGCUGUCAAAGAGAUCCCCUAUCCACUGCAUCUUACUAGCUCUGGGAAAGCUAUCUAUUUUAAGGCUCGUGAGCAGUUGCGCACUUUGGAUCUCUUAUUGAAUCCAAAUGUUCUCUACGUAGUAGUCCCAUUGUUAUUAGUCAUGGUACUCACAAAAUUAGUCAACACUAGUGAUCCGGAGUUACAAAAAGAAAUGCAGCAGAUGAAUAUAUUAAAUCCUCAACAGCAGAUACCUGAUAUGAGUGAGUUUCUCUCCUCCCUAUCGUUAUUCGGUGGUAGUGGGAUCGGUGCAAGCAACAAUAAGAAGUCAUCGACGAGUAAACGUAAAUCUGGUGAAAAAUCACGUCAAAAUAACGGUGGUAGUAGUUGUGCCAGUAGUAAUGGUAGUAAUGCGGCGAAUUCAGAAGGAUCAAGUCACUACCACUACAGCAGUGGGACUAAUACUGCUAUCAGUAGCGCUUCAAGUUCUUCUGGUGGAACAGCAACGGUGACAUCUAGACGAACAACGACAAAAACGUAG
Trichobilharzia regenti is the source of this 981-nucleotide messenger RNA. Lineage: Eukaryota; Metazoa; Platyhelminthes; Trematoda; Strigeidida; Schistosomatidae. The record is from the annotation of a GenBank genome assembly.